UGGGGAGCCCUGAUCUUCACGCUGCACGUGGCGCUGAGGCUGCUUCUGUCCUACCACGGCUGGCUUCUUGAGCCCCACGGAGCCAUGUCCUCUCCCACCAAGACCUGGCUGGCCUUGGUCCGCAUCUUCUCCGGCCGCCACCCGAUGCUCUUCAGUUACCAGCGCUCCCUGCCGCGCCAGCCCGUGCCCUCUGUGCAGGACACUGUGCGCAAGUACCUGGAGUCGGUCCGGCCCGUCCUGUCUGACGAGGACUUCGACUGGACCGCGGUCCUGGCGCAGGAAUUCCUGAGGCUGCAGGCGUCGUUGCUGCAGUGGUACCUGCGGCUCAAGUCCUGGUGGGCGUCCAACUAUGUCAGUGACUGGUGGGAGGAAUUUGUGUACCUGCGCUCCCGAAAUCCACUGAUGGUGAACAGCAACUAUUACAUGAUGGACUUCCUGUAUGUCACGCCCACACCUCUGCAGGCAGCUCGCGCUGGAAACGCCAUCCAUGCUCUCCUCCUGUACCGUCACCGCCUGAACCGCCAGGAGAUCCCCCCGACUUUGCUGAUGGGAAUGCGUCCCUUAUGCUCUGCCCAGUACGAGAAGAUCUUCAACACCACGCGGAUUCCAGGUGUCCAAAGAGGUGAGACUCCUCCCAUCCCCACUGAUGGGGGGAGAACAAUAUCGUGGCUAAGAGCAUGCUUUCUGGAGUCCACCUGCCUGAGUUAGGGUCCAUCACUUCCUUGCUGUGUGACCCUCUGCAUGUUAUUACCCUCUCUGGGCCUCGGCUUUCACUAAAGCAGGAUAAUAAUAAUGGUACCUAGGGGUGGGC
Molecule: messenger RNA, 811 nt
Organism: Sapajus apella (tufted capuchin)
Lineage: Eukaryota; Metazoa; Chordata; Mammalia; Primates; Cebidae
Product: carnitine O-palmitoyltransferase 1, brain isoform-like
Exons: 6
Coding region: 85-708 (207 amino acids)
Biological process (GO): fatty acid metabolic process; carnitine metabolic process
Cellular component (GO): mitochondrion
Molecular function (GO): carnitine O-palmitoyltransferase activity
Source: RefSeq, a predicted model, not a curated record